AUUCGCUCGCUCGCUGACCCACGUAACAUCGAAUUAAACACAACGCAAGAUACCACCCGUUACACUAGCAGCGCAUCAAACUCGACAUCCUGAAAUAGACCUGAAAACGAUCGGGAUAAUUCCACAGCUCCUUUAUCAGCAGGGGAACUCUCCUUCCUCUUGGCGCAUUCUCAGGAUUGGAUUGGACCCAAUAUUUUCUUUUUCUACUUUCAAGAAGUGAAAGGACCACAAAAUCAUCCUCACUGCUCGACGGCUCCAUUUUGUCUCGUACUGCGAAAUUUCGCAACGAAUAGAAUAAUAAAACGCAUAGUCCAGAGCUAUUGGAAUAGCUUUCAUGUCAUCCUUUUAUAUACUUGGAUACCCACUGAAGCAACUUCUACCUUUUAAAGGAAACAUAUCAUUACCCUGCCUGGGAGUCGACGAGAGAACUUUUACGAUAUGAACCUCUUGUCUCUUACAAUUGCACUACGCCGCUGUCAUUUCUGCGUAGAUUGGCUGUGACUAUGCAGAGGUCUGAGCGGCAUGUCAAGAGUGAAUGUCAUUUCCGCUAUUCUGCCGGUAGUUACGUAACAGCUGGCCAUCUUGUUCUCCUGUCGAUGUGCAUUGGCGAAGCCUCAAAGCUAGCCGACCAUAUAAAAUUAAUGUGACGGUUAUCAGAUGUAUUGAGCGUACAUGUAUGUGUGAAGAACGUUAUUUUCAGCCAUAGAAAGAUCGAAGGCGUGGAACAGUUUUAUGGCAAUAUAUUGAUACAUCAGCAUUCAUCCCGGGUUGCAAAACGUCGGCGUGAGUUAGCUAGUCAGCCAGCUAGCGAGAUAGCUAAGCAGCUAUCGCGGCAGAUUAUGGCCAAUAACACUGCGCUGGUCGCCGGGAAUCAGCCGCAGCAGCAGGCCAUGAAUAAGCCCGCUCCAUCGGGAAAGCAUGGAAACGUGUUGCCUCUGUGGGGCAACGAGAAGACCAUGAACCUAAACCCCAUGAUUCUUACGAACGUGCUUUCGUCGCCCUAUUUCAAGGUGCAGUUAUACGAGCUGAAGACCUACCACGAGGUCGUGGACGAAAUCUAUUUCAAGGUGACACACAUAGAGCCGUGGGAGAAAGGCAGCAGGAAGACCGCGGGUCAGACGGGCAUGUGCGGAGGGGUCCGCGGCGUUGGCACCGGAGGCAUUGUCUCCACCGCGUUCUGCCUGCUGUACAAGUUGUUUACUCUGAAGCUGACUCGUAAGCAGGUGAUGGGACUCAUCACACACACGGACUCCCCCUACAUCAGAGCCCUUGGCUUCAUGUACAUAAGAUACACACAACCCCCAGCAGACCUUGUGGAGUGGUUCGAUGCCUUCCUUGAUGAUGAGGAGGAGCUGGAUGUGAAGGCUGGGGGCGGGUGCGUCAUGACCAUCGGGGAGAUGCUGCGCUCCUUCCUGACCAAGCUGGAGUGGUUCUCCACGCUGUUCCCGCGCAUCCCUGUGCCAGUCCAGAAGGCCAUUGACCUGCAGAUGAAGAGCCGGCCACGGAAGGCCCCGCAGUGUGACGGCAAUGAGCCGGUGGCUGAGGAACCGACGAGGCAGCUGCCGCGCCGACGAUCCAGGACACCCAGGAGAACCCCAAGCCCUCGCCGGUCCCCGAAGAGGUCGAGGAGCCAGAGCCACCACCGGGAUGCCCGGGGGCCAGCCAGCUUCGACAGGGAGCUGGAGAGGGAGCGAGACCGGCAGAGGAAGGAGCGGGAUGGCGGGGAUAGGGGCCACAGGGGCGAUAAGGAGCGGCGGCGUUCCCUCAGCCCGGAGCACAGACGCAGCAGGAGCAGGGCCCGCCGCCGGAGCUGCAGCGCCAGCCAUGACCGCAAGAACGAUGGCAGGGACCGGGAGGCCGACGGGGAGGGUGACCGCAGCCGGAAGAAGGACCGCGAUCACCACAGGGACAGGGACAGCGAAAGGGAGAUGGAGAGAUCAAAAGACAGGAGGCAUAAGGAGGAAAGGGAGGAGAGGAAGGUGAGGAAGAGCAGCCGAAGCCGGAGCAGGGAGAGGAAACACAGGAGCGAGAGCAAGGGCAGGGCAGAUGGAGAGCCCAGGAAGAGAGAUCGCAGUCGCAGCGUAGAGCGGUCAAGCAAGCGCAGUCGCAGUAAAGAGCGGUCGCACAAGCGCAGCCGCAGCAUAGAGCGGUCAAGCAAGCGCAGUCGCAGUAAAGACCAUUCAAACAAGCGUAGCCGCAGUAAGGAGCGGUCACACAAGCGCAGUCGCAGUACGGAACGGUCACACAAGCGCAGUCAUAGUAAAGACCAUUCAAGAAAGCACAGCUGCAGUAAAGAACGGUUGAACAAGCGCAGUCGCAGUAAAGAGCGGUCGAACAAACACAGCCGCAGCAAGGAGCGGUCAAGCAAGCGCAGCCACAGUGAAGACCAUUCAAACAAGCGUAGCCGAAGUAAAGAGCGGUCACACAAGCGCAGUCGCAGUAAGGAGCGGUCACAGAAGCGCAGUCACAGUAAAGAGCGGUUCAGCAAGCGGGAGCACAGUGAGGGGAAGGACCACAGUAAACAUGAUCGUAAACGGAGCGGAAGUGCAGAGCGGCAGGAAGGAACACAGGACAGCCGAGAAGAAUCAACUUAAUCAUCACUGCCACCAUUUUUUAUUGUUGUGUAUUGCAUCUCUUGACCUGGAACCACUAGCACACAGAUAUGUUGGCUCUCCUUCCCUUUCAUGGUUACUUAAUGUAGAUUUCUCCUAGGAAAUUCUCAUCGAGAUCUUCAUUGACCGUUGUAGACCUUUUCAUGAGAGAUGAUGCAAAAGUUUUAGUUUUUUUAUGUUUGUGCCCUCUGAAGAGAUCGGAAUUGCUUUGUAAAUAGAAGUCUGACAAUGUUUUAAAUCCAGCAACCACAAGGGUAAAUUUGUACCAGGCACCAAGUUCGUUGAAAUCGUGCU
Megalops cyprinoides (Indo-Pacific tarpon) is the source of this 2906-nucleotide messenger RNA. Its product is annotated as pre-mRNA-splicing factor 38B-like. Bases 840 to 2594 code for a protein of 584 amino acids. NCBI's taxonomy places the organism in Eukaryota, Metazoa, Chordata, Actinopteri, Elopiformes, Megalopidae. The record is from RefSeq and is a predicted model, not a curated record. The transcript has 6 exons. Gene Ontology annotation, cellular component: precatalytic spliceosome.